CUCCUUCCUCUCCUCCUUUUGUGCAUUUUUACAGGCUACUCCUCGGCUACGACUGGGAWACACACAUAGACAGAUAAUGGCUGUACCUCCCACCUAUGCUGACCUUGGAAAGUCAGCCAGGGAUGUUUUUACAAAGGGAUAUGGAUUUGGGGUCAUCAAGUUAGACUUAAAGACAAAGUCUGACAAUGGACUGGAGUUCACCAGCGCAUGUUCUGCCAAUACUGAGACCAGUAAAGUUGGUGGGUCGUUGGAGACCAAAUACAAGUGGAUGGAGCAUGGACUGACCUUUACAGAGAAGUGGAACACUGAAAACACCCUGGGGACAGAGAUCACCAUUGAGGACCAGUUGACUAAAGGUCUUAAGCUUACAUUUGAGUCAUCCUUCUCCCCAAACACUGGCAAGAAAGGUGGCAAGAUCAAGACAGGCUACAAAUGUGAGCACAUCAACCUCGGCUGUGACGUUAACUACGACAUCAACGGCACAGCUAUCCACGGUGCCGGCGUGGUGGGCUUCGAAGGCUGGCUCGCUGGCUAUCAGACGACCUUUGAGGCUGGCAGGAACAAAGUCACUCARAGCAACUUUGCUGUUGGAUACAUGACUGAUGAGUUCCAGCUCCAUACAAAUGUAAAUGAUGGCACAGAGUUCGGUGGUUCCAUCUACCAGAAGGUGAACGACAAGCUGGAAACAGCUGUCAAUCUGGCCUGGACUGCUGGGAACAGCAACACCCGCUUUGGCAUCGCUGCCAAAUACCAGAUUGAUUCGGAUGCRUCUUUCUCUGCCAAGGUGAACAACUCCAGCCUCGUGGGUCUUGGCUACACUCAGACCCUGAAGCCAGGCAUCAAGCUGACACUUUCUGCKCUACUUGAUGGCAAAAAUAUCAACUCUGGUGGCCACAAGCUCGGUCUUGGUCUUGAGUUCCAGGCAUAAAAAGGGAAGGCAGUGGCUCUCCAAUCCUACAAGCAUUUCCUCACCAAAAAAAAAAGAAGAAAUCAGUCCUUUUAUUAGUCCCACCUCACAACAGCCCCUCCCCUUCCUCUCAAAUGUUACAGGUAGAAGCAAGGCAGAGUGGUGAUUUCUUUUUUUUUCCUACAACACUCCUACUUUCAAAGGACCACGUAAAACAACAUCCAUCAUUUCAAGAGCUGAUCUUAAAACAAAAUUUUCAGUUUAAUUGAAGGUUGGUACAUUGCAGAACUUGUAAGGGAACAGUAGCCUUGAAUGCGUUCAUGUUGGUCUCCUUUUWUUCUUUUACGUAUACAUUCUCAUGCAAUGUUUUAAUUUGUUUCUUGUACAUUAAAAACAGUGAAACAGGAACAUUUAAAUCAGAUCAGGCCAAAUAUAUAUAUAUAUACUCAAUGUACUUGUAUGGUUACUCCUCCAGAGGGUGUUGUUACAUAGCACUGAUGAACACUCCUUCCUCCAAAGGUGUAGUGUUUUUAUUCAAAUACUUCCAACACUCAGAGCUCUUGUGUGUCUUUAUUUUAAAGGAGAAGAGUUAUUUGCCCCUGAUGUAAACAGCUGCCAGUAGCUCUAAGAGACACUACACCCCAGUGUGUACAUUCUGUAUUUUUGUGUUGCCUGUCCUUUGUGUCUGUGCUUUUGCUGUGAAUCAUGUCUUUUGUUACAUUUAGCAGCAGAGAAUAUUAUUUUAUUGAAGGUCUUGCAUAGAAACCACUGAAAGUCUUAGAAAGACAGAGAUAUACGAUAAAUCUUAUCUCGAAGAAGACAAACUGUUGUGAAUGUUACUGAUUUCUUGAUCAGAGUUUGAGCUUUUUAGGAGGAUGAAAAUAAAAACACUCCUGGAAAWGGUUGUCUUCCACAACUGGGAAUGGGAAUCAAGAUUAUUAUACUUGACAGGACUGUCACUCCUUGAACUAAAUAAUAAUAAUAAUUAAAAAACAGAUCCAGUUCCUUCUUUUUYUUUUCAUUAUGUGUGUCUUAUUGUAUUUAAAUUUUCUUAGGGUACUUUAGUGUGGUGGCAUUACUGUAUUAUUGAACAGUAAUCACCUUCACUAAAGCAGUUAUGUUUUAUUUUUUAUUUUUUGCUAUAAUAAGCAAUGUCUUUACCACCUUGACAUCCCAAAUGAAUUUGACGUUUUGGUAGGAAUAUUUCACAACUGCCCAUUAAAUCAUUUUAUUAUCGAGGCCUUGGAAGGCAAUCAAAUCCGUGGAAGACUGCCAUGUAUUGUAAGAUUCACGUGUAUAUUAGAGGAGAAAUUUUUGUUUUAAGUUGUGUGGCAGUGCUCACGUUACACCAGAUUUGAGAGGUGAAAGCAUCUAUCUUUUACAUGGUCUUAGAAAAUAAACUACAAGAAAAUACAGAAAUAAAAAUUCCAAAUACA
Austrofundulus limnaeus is the source of this 2343-nucleotide messenger RNA. It is a transcript of the gene vdac1, whose product is annotated as voltage-dependent anion channel 1. Gene Ontology annotation, molecular function: voltage-gated monoatomic anion channel activity. Lineage: Eukaryota; Metazoa; Chordata; Actinopteri; Cyprinodontiformes; Rivulidae. Gene Ontology annotation, biological process: monoatomic anion transmembrane transport. Gene Ontology annotation, cellular component: mitochondrial outer membrane. The record is from RefSeq and is a predicted model, not a curated record.